Oncorhynchus keta (chum salmon) is the source of this 3881-nucleotide messenger RNA. RefSeq names its product WD repeat-containing protein on Y chromosome-like. The coding region runs from base 305 to 3751 and encodes 1148 amino acids. The transcript is spliced from 27 exons. Gene Ontology annotation, molecular function: protein binding; calcium ion binding. The record is from RefSeq and is a predicted model, not a curated record. NCBI's taxonomy places the organism in Eukaryota, Metazoa, Chordata, Actinopteri, Salmoniformes, Salmonidae.
AUAAAGAGUGUGCAUUAUUCUGGAAUGUCAAUUAUUUAGUGAAACUCAAUUGUUGAAAAGCCUGAGACGACAACAAACCAACCAUAUGGCCUAAUGUUAGUCAUGGGAAGUACUUCGCCCCAGGGCAGCAAUACCAACAUAAUGAAGGUCCCCUACUGAUGGAGACAAGCACAAACAAAAUGGACCACAGCCGACUGCUGGCAGCGGGUGCACAAAGAGUGAAUCCCCAGAGGAGGGCGAGAAGAGGAACCAGGGACGUGUGGAGGACCAGAUCAACGAGGAGCACCUUCAACGGAUUGAGGCCAUGUUCCAUGAAGCAGACACCGACGGAGGGGGAGGAUUGGAUAUGGAAGAGUUUCGUGAGGCAAUCAAGAAGAUCAUGGGUGACAUUGAUGAUGAAGAUGUGGACAUUAUCUUCAUGAAGGUGGACACCAACUGUGACGGCGGUGUGGACUGGGAUGAGUAUCUAAACUACAUGCUGCUGGAGUACAGGGAGAAGGACUCCCUACAGAAGCAGAACCGUCCCCUCUACUUCCCUAAACCUCUAAAGAUCGUCCCUGUUGCCCACUGUGAGCCCAUCGUUCGGCUGCAGUUCUACCCCUUCCAGACCCCCCAGGCAGAGAAGAACGGGGGGCAGGGCAAGGCCGUGCCCAAAACCCGCGCCCAGCUGGGACGCUACCUGUCUGUCAGCCGAGAUGGCAUCCUCAACUACUGGAGCGAGAGGUUCAAACUGACACGCACUGUCAACUUGGACCAGCUGAAACGAGCCCCCCCCUCCACCUCCAUCCAACAGAUCUGGGUAACCGACAUGAUCUGCUUGAGCAACCUUAACCUCCUGGCCAUCGCCUCCACUGGACGAGACGUUGAGUUUUAUGACAUCAGCGCCAGCAAGUGUGACAUUGUAUUCUCUCUGACUGGACUGGAGGGCUACGUGGUUGUCAUGGAUUACUGGUCAGAUGGAACCAAAGCAGUGUUUUCGAUAGGGGACAUUGAGGGUUAUGUGUCUGUCUUCAUCUCCAGUGAUGUGCUCCAGUAUGGACUGUUCAACAGUGGGGCCUUUAAGUCUGGGGGGAAUUGCCGCAUCCCUGUCCCAGCUCUGUUGAAGAACACCUCCAAGUAUUUCCUGUGUUUCAAAGUGGCCCUGCACAAUAACUGGUGCCAUCAGAUCCGCUUUCUACCAGAGUUAAACGCUGUCGCCACCUGCUGUGCAUCUGACCAAACUUCAAUGGUUCUCACCACUGUGCCCCACUCUCAGAAGGCUAAAAUACACAACUCAUUCUUUCAGCUGAGGAAGGGAAUCCUCUGCUUUGACUACUCUCCAGAGUUUAACAUUCUGGUGACUGGAGGCUUUGACCGCAUUGUGAGGAUAUGGAACCCGUACGUGAACAACUGUGCCACCUCUCAGAUGAAGGGCCACUCCACAGCCAUCACACACAUCAUGGUCAACAGCAGCGACAACAAGAUCAUCAGCAUCUCCAAGGAUAAGAAUGUGCGUGUGUGGGACCUGCAGGACUGUGCCUGUCUCCAGAAUAUCCACUCCAGGAAUGUGACCAUGAGUCGCUUCCCUAUCUCAAGUGUCCACUACAACAGAGACACCAACACCCUAGUGCUGGCCACCUUUCUGAUAGGGGUUCUACAUGGAGUGGUGGAUGAUGUGGAUACUGUUCACAAGCUGCAGACAUCACAUGAGCAGCCCCUGUGUACAGCUCUCUGUAACACCAACUUCAAACAGGUAGUGAGUGGCUGUCAUAACGGCGUGGUGAGCGUGUGGGAAAUCCUGACUGGGGAGAAGAUCAUGCAAUUCCAGACAUCUCCUGAGAAGGCGGUGGAGGUGACGGCCAUGACGUUUGACGGGCCCAAGCGCCGCCUCAUCACCGGGUCCAAGGAUGGUAGCCUGCGCCUUUGGAACUUCAACAACGGAGCGCUGCUAGCUACACUCCCCAUACUGAAUGAUAACGAGGUGACUGGGGUCAUUUACAUCAACCAAAGGAUAUAUGUGUCCGGCUGGAGCAAAAGGGUCAUGUGGUACUUGGAUGUGAAGGAGGAUAUGGAGAUGGAGUACCGUAUCUGGAACCAGUACCAUGCCGAGGAUAUCUACUCCAUGCAUGCCCACGGCAAUAAGAUGCUUGUGACCGCCUCCUACAGUGGUGACAUCAUCGUAUGGAACAUCGACUCGGGGCGGGCUUUCUGCCGCUUCAACGCCUGCGAGAGUUCGCGACCACUGCUGCCCAAUCGGGUGAUUGACAGGUCGGCUUUUGACAGAUUUGAGGUAUCAGAGUCUAAGGGCUCGUUUGAUGAGAGCGAAUGGACAGAUUCAUCAGAGGACAGAGGGGAGGCCACAGUCUCCCAGUCCAGCCAGGGGGUCUCAGUGGGGCCCGGUGCACCCCCUCAUCCCCCUUCUCCUCAGGAGGACAAGGACAGCUCUUGCAGCAGCACCCCUGAGAUGAUCCAGGAGGAGUCAGGCGCUGAGAAAGAAAAUGAGAGAACUCAGAAGUCACAAAAGCAGCGGCACAAGAGCAGCAAACCUCAGCCGAUCAGUGCAAAAGAGUUAGAGAAACCCAGACUGGCUGUGGAGAAGGCUCUUUUCCUGGGAACCAGGGAGCGGAGCCCUGACACAGCCAUCCUGCUGACCAGUGCAGCUGACGGCUACGUGUACGCCUGGUCCAUCCACCACCUGGGGGGGCUGCUGGGCAAGUUCCGGGCGGUCCACUCCGAGGGCACGGCCAUCAGCACCAUGUCUACUGAUCUGCAAGACCAGAUGCUGCUAACUGGGGACAGCACCGGCUACAUCAUGCUGUGGGACAUAGAGAGGUACUGCUUCUGUAUGCAAGGGGAGCGGGAGGGGAUGGCCCCUCUGGAAAAGGCCGUUCAUCUGCCCAGCCUCAUCCCCAGGUACUGUAAGGUGACUGGGCCUCGCAGGAUGAAGGUGGAGAAGAGAACCGAGGUGGUGGAUGGCUGGAGCGUCUCCCUCACCCCUCCGCCCCUCCUCAGCUCCUGGCGGGGUCACCUGAAGGGCAUUGUUAGUCUGGAGUACGUGGAACGUUUCCGCCUCAUUGUCACCGCCAGUCUGGAUUGUAAUGUGCGACUGUGGACCAUCGCUGGCAGCUACAUAGGCACGUUUGGCCAGGCCCAGUGGCGUGUGGGAGACCACCAUGCCUUCCCCUGGGAACUGCCAGUGGACCUGAGGAGGGUUGGCUCCUGCCAGACCCUCAAAGUGCUCAACCAGGGAACACAACCCCACUGGAACUGUGCCAAACGUAUCCUGGAGACACUGACCCAGCAGAAGCUCCGGCAUACAGCCAUGGCCAGCACUGCCUCUGACCUGCAGGAGCUGGUGCCAGCCGACCCACGCAUCGCCCAGUACAGCAACGAUCAGAUCGAGGAGACCUGGCAGCACUGGCAAGAGAAGGGCAAACAGACGAGUGCCAUCCUGGGGCUUGCCUACAAGCAGAAAGUGAGGCACCACCUGCCCUCCUGUCCCCCGGACCUCCAGGUGUCCUUUAGCAGCCGAGAGCAGCUACGGGUGUACAAGUCAAUGCCCUGCACAUCCCUGCUGCCCAUCAUCCAGCCUCCGGUACCUGAGCUACUGAAGGAGCAGCAGCAGAAGACCCAGGACGGGGCUGACAUGCUGGGCAAGCAGAAGAGGAACAACAAGCGUGGUGCUCAUGUACGCUUCAGCUCGAACAAAGGGGCGCGCAGGAAGUCUAUCGCUCCCAAACAGCAGACCAGGGGAGGCAGCAGCAUCGCCUAGGGAACUGAGUAGCUGUGAUUGUGGCAGUGUCCAUUGGUUUUACCUGUUAUUUCUCCCUGUUUCUGAAUUAACUGUUUCAAUACAUAAUUUGUGUAAUUACUGUCAUGUUAUUAAAUUGUUUUAAUUGGCA